Molecule: messenger RNA, 3603 nt
Organism: Hevea brasiliensis (rubber tree)
Lineage: Eukaryota; Viridiplantae; Streptophyta; Magnoliopsida; Malpighiales; Euphorbiaceae
Exons: 5
Coding region: 562-3351 (929 amino acids)
Source: RefSeq, a predicted model, not a curated record
GAGUUGUCCCAAUAUCAAAACAAGCUUUGUUUGCUGCUCUCUCUCUUUUCUGAUUUUCUUCUCAUUCCGUUUUUCUUUCUUGGAAAUUCUCAAGAAAAUGAAAUGUUUUUGUACAGAAAACAUGGGAUUAUGGAGAGAAUAUAGAUUCUCUCUUAAAAACAUACCCAUUUACCAUUAUUUUCUCUCACUCGAAACAACAACAAUAAAUGAGAAAUGAGAGAGAAAUUAUUCUUGACAACAUUCAUGUCACUUCUCAUGUAAGUUUCGUUUGUUUCUGUGUGUAUUUCCUUUUAUUAGGCUCUCUCUCUCUCUCUCUCUAAAUCUUCCUUGAGAGAAUGGCCCGGCAGAUCCAAAAUCCUCAUUUCUUUUACUUUUCUUGGUGUUUCCAAAAUGCCUACUUUGUGUUCGGCUCUUUUGAGUUUUGAGUGAUUUGAGUUCCUUCAAUGAGUGAUUCCUUGGUGGGUUUUCAAGAAUGAGUUGCUUUUCUUUUGGAUUGUCAAGAAUUCUCUGCUAAUGGAGUAAUGUUACAAAGGAUAAAUUGAGACUUAUGCUCCAAGUUUCAUGGCAAUGCUAGGAAUGCAAACAGAAAUGCAGUGGUACUUCCCAGGAUUUUGUUCCACUAGGGAUCUUAAUUUAAAUGCUAGUUGCAGUAUCUGGCCCUCAAAUAACGUUGAUGAAAUCUCAAAGAAUGGACACUACUUCAAUGGGAACUUGGCACCUCAAUUUCCCGACCAUUAUCUGACUUACAAGGAAAAACUGAAGCAAACAAUGCUCCAGCAUGAAGCUAUAUUUAGGGAUCAGAUCCAUGAACUCCAUCGCCUUUACAACAGACAGAGAGAAUUGAUGGAAGAAAUGAAAAGGAUCAAGUUUUAUGGACAUCAUCUACAGCUAGAAACCCCACAGUCAAAUCAAAUCUUCUCUGAAGCCUCAUUUGAGUGUUUCCAAAGGACACACAAGGUUUCUGCCUUGUCCUGGUUGAAUCCUGCUUGUAGUCAAUCCUCCAUUUUGGUUGCUGAAAACAACCAAAAUCAUUUGAAUUAUGUUGAAGGAAAGAUCCUGCAGGAUGGUUUCAGUACUUUUCAAAAUGAAGGCUCUAGAAAAGAAACUGCGUUGUUGGAGUCUAAGUGCAAGAAAGUUGGUAAAAGGACAUUGGAUCUAGAACUUCCAGCUGAUGAGUACAUUGAUAGUGAACAAGAGGAAUCUUUAGCUGGGGAAACAGCUUCUCCUGAAGUUUCAUGUUAUCCUAUGAAAAACAUUGCUGAGGAUGUGCAGAAGAGUGUUGUAGAACCAUUUCAUGGCAUUAAUGAUGGUAACUUGGUUUUCCAGGAUUAUAAUGUGUCUCAAGCUCCAUUUUCUAGGAAAACCAAAUGCCUAGCUGAUUUGAAUGAACCCAUCAAGCUUGAGGAAGAAACAAAUCCUGAAUCCAAUGUUUUUCUUGGUCCUGUGGCAGACCUUAGAGAGAUCCCCUGCCAGGAUCUGUCUGCAAAAAGAAAUUCAGACGUCCAAUCUCAACCAAAGGAGACGGUCCAAAAUAUCCAGACAAGAGUGGAUCCUGAAGCUUUCUCAAGUGUGUUACACCUGGACAAGGAUGAAAGUCGACAGGAGUGCCUAUCUGAUAAUGAUGAAGCUGGUGAGAACUUAUUAGAAGUGCAAAGUAGCGGUGAAAUGAAUUCUUUCCCUGCAAGGAUUUGUACAGAAAAACUAUCUGCAUCAUCCAAAGAUGUUGAGAUUGAGCAAGCCAGUGAACUUGCAACUUCUCAUUUAUUGAAUCUAAACAGUGGAAAAUUGCAUAGAGAAAGGAAGGAUUUUGGUUUGGAAAGCAAUCCUGAAAAGACUGCUUCUGCUCGCAAGCAUACCUCAACUGAACUCAUUCCUCUGGAUGACGUAAAGACAUAUGAUUCAUCAUCCGUUUCAUCUUGGAGAAAGCAUACAUGUGAACUCGUGAGAGCCCCUAUAGCAAUUCCAUGGUUUAACCCUGUACAGUUGAUUAGAAGCUCUAAGUUCAGAAGCCCUGAAAUUCCUGGAGAUAAGUCUUGCUGUGGUAUAAAUCUUGAAUUCAGAUCAACAUUUUGUAGCGCAAGUGCUCAAAGCAGCUUCUGUAAUAGUGACAAUGAAUUUGUGUCUGAAGAUAGCGACACUCGAAAGCACAUUAAGGGUUCUGUGGAUCCUAAGUUGACAAGGGAUAUAGACCUGAAUUCCAUGUCUCCUAACUGUUCUUCAGAUGUGGCUGUCCACACUAUUUGGAUCACUGAGGGAGAAGAGAAAUGUAAAGAGUCAACAGGGGGCUUAGCUUUGCAUAGAACAAACCCAGCACAUAUUGUGAAUUCCAAUAAAUCACUCCACUUGGAUUAUUCUAUGCCUGACUCAGGAGAACAGCUAACCAAAAAUGACCUAGUUUUUGGGAGUAAACAUGAUAAUAUAUCUUCAGGCUUUGGAUUUCAUGUUGACCUCAACUCAUGCAUAAAUGAUGAAGAUUCUUCACCAAUGCCCACUCUGUCAACAGAAAUAGAUUUACAGGCUCCUGCAAGUCCAGAAAACAAGGAGACUUCUCCACCUGGGGGAGAAUCAGAUGAAAAUCAACUUGAGAUGCCCUGUGAACUUCCAAAACAAGAAAGUAGGGAUCUGCUAGAGGAUCUAAUUACAGUUGCAGCAGAGACUAUAGUUUCCAUGUCAUCAUCUCAGGUUCAAACUUACACAGAGAUAAUGACUUCCAAACCAGCUGGGGCUUCACAGAAUGACCCUCUUUAUUGGUUUUCCAAGAUAGCGUCUUCUGUAGUAGAUGAUCCAGAGAGUGAAUUUGGUGUGGUUUUGAGUUUUAAGAACACUGAUCACCAUGACGAGAAUCUUUCUGAUGGGAUUGACUACUUUGAGGCCAUGACAUUGAAACUUAAGGAGACAAAGGUAGAACAGUUUUGUUGCAAGGCCAGUAUCUUAAAAGAGGAAGCAGCGUCUUCACCUUCAUUGCCAAUUCUGCCAAGAGGCCGGACAAGAAGAUGGGGGCAGCAGCGGAAGGACUUUCAAAGUGAAAUUCUCCCAAGUCUUGCCUCUUUGUCAAGGUAUGAAAUAACUGAGGAUCUUCAGGCAAUAGGGGGGCUAAUUGAAGCUGCUCAUCAAAAUACAGAUGCCAGAAGAACAGGUAGAAAUGGGUGGACAAGUGGGAGGAGGAGGAGGUUUUCAGUAUCUUCUGUCAAGGCAGAAACCUCAUUGUGCGCACUGUCGAAGCAGCAAACUACAAAUGGCGAACACAGCAUCAAGGAGAGCAGCCUAAUAGGGUGGGGGAAGAUAACAAGACGGCGCAGGGGGCAGAGAUGUCCUGCUAGUAACCUUCGGCUAAUUUUGAACCAAGUAUAGUUAAACACUUUGCUUUUAUGGUUUUUGGGGCGAGUUAAUAGCAAGUGAACCAUGACAUGGUCUUAUACAUGGAAGAUAUUGUAUAUGACUGAUAAUUGGUGAGCAUCCUAGAGGAAAAGGACAAAACGAGCGUGCUCCUCCCGUCUGGUUGAAUUUAUAGUGAGCAAUGGAAAUGCUUGUACAUGAAAUAUUUUGUGUGAUCAUUUGUACAUGAAGAUCAUGCUAGAGUUAUAAUCAAUCAUUAUUUCUUAA